Molecule: messenger RNA, 3550 nt
Organism: Dermacentor silvarum
Lineage: Eukaryota; Metazoa; Arthropoda; Arachnida; Ixodida; Ixodidae
Gene: pb
Product: homeotic protein proboscipedia
Exons: 3
Coding region: 209-2392 (727 amino acids)
Biological process (GO): regulation of DNA-templated transcription
Molecular function (GO): DNA binding; DNA-binding transcription factor activity, RNA polymerase II-specific
Source: RefSeq, a predicted model, not a curated record
GCGCGGGGCGUCGUCGAUGGGAGAAGCAGCGCGGCGCUGCCGGCAGUCGUCGCCGCCGUCGUCGCCGAGUGAGAGGCAGUCGUAGUAGAAGCGGAGCGGGCAGCGCGGGCUUUUGGAGCGGCGGCCGCGUCAUGCCGUGAGCGGGACGCCUCGAGUUGUUUCUGUUUUUUUGUUUUUGCCAUCGUCUCUUCGGAGGGGUGUUUCCGCCAUGGAAGAGGAGACGGGCUUCAUCAACAGCCAGCCGUCCAUGGCGGAGUUCAUGACAGCGCUGCCACACGUCAACGAGAGCUUCCACAACGGAGGUGGACGGGCGCCGGGCGGUGUGGUGCCGCCGCCUGCCAUGUGCCAGAGCCCGCUGGGCGGCUCGCCCGGCGGCGCCAAGAUGCCGCUCGGCGUCCCGGAGUACCCCUGGAUGAAGGAGAAGAAGACCACGCGCAAACAGCACCAAGGGUUUGCGUCUGCGAAGUCGAGGAAUAACGAUCUCAUGCAGAAGACAGGGGUUCCUAGAAAUGAAAACGGAGAAAAUGGAAUGCCGCGACGUCUGCGGACCGCCUACACCAACACGCAACUUCUGGAGCUGGAAAAGGAGUUCCACUUCAACAAGUACCUGUGUCGGCCUCGGCGGAUCGAGAUCGCCGCGUCGCUCGACCUCACCGAGCGUCAAGUCAAGGUGUGGUUCCAGAACCGGAGGAUGAAGCACAAGCGGCAGACGAUGAUGAGCAAGCAGGACGACAAGGGCAACGGCGGCGACGGGGCCUCCGAAGGCGAGGCGCCCGACGGCGACCAGCGAUUGCCGCAGGUCGGCCCGGUGGCCAGCCCGUCGCAGGUUGGCGGUGCCGAGGACGGCGGACGGGACGGCUGCUGCCCGCCGGCGGCGAGGGCGGCCGCGUCUUCGCCGUCGGGCUCCGAGCCGGACUCGGACUCCAAGGGCCACCUGCACCCGGUGCUGGGGCUGGCCUCGCCGGCCCGCUCGGACAAGACCCCGACGCCCGGCAAGGAGGGCGGCUUCGUCGGCGAGCGGCCCAGCCCGCUGGGUCGCGCCGCCAGCCCCGCCGCCCGCGCCGCCGCCGCCGCUGCCGCCGCCGCCAAGGCGGCUGCUGCCGCUGCCCUGUGCGCCCUGGACGCGGCCAGCCCUUCGGCCGCCACUUAUCCUUGUCCCAGCGCGCGUGUGGCUUCUUCUCCGAAGUGUCAGCUGCCGGCGCAGCUGUACGGGAACCACUACGGCCAGCAGCAGGAACGGGCCGCGCCGGCUGCCAUCGCCGCGCAGCAGCAGCAACCCUACAGCAGCGCCUCGGCGCCCCAGCACCGCGUCGGCAGCCAGCCCGGCGCGUACUGCGCGGCCGCCUACCGCUCGCCGCCGGCCGCCAGUCCCGCGGUCGGGCCCCAGCCGGGAGCCAGCAACGGCUACGUGGCCGUGCUUCCGCACGGCUACAAGGCGACCGGACCCAUGUACUACCACCACCAGGGCAGCGCGGCGGCGCAGGCGUGCGGCUACGUGCCCGCGGCGGCCGCCGCCACCGCCGCUUCUACGCACGCCAACAUGAUCGGCACCUCCAUGGACGCCCAUCAGCAAAUGCACCAUGCGCAGAGCCAGCAGCCGUCGCCGCAGCAGCACCAGCCGCACCAUCCGCAGCAACACCAGCAGCAACCGCAACAUCAGCCUCAGCACCAGCAACCGCAGCACCACCAGCAAUGCCAAGCGCAGCACCAGGCGGCCCAGGUCCAGCCCAGCACUCAGCAGCCAACCCACCAGCAGUCCCCGGAACAAAGGCCGUACAUGUACGGAAUGGAAGGCAUGAAUCAAGCCGCGGCGUCGGGCCAAGGUUACGUGGGCGAGUACAGGGGCGUGGGUCAAGAGUACGCGCGCGGAGGCUACGGCGCGGCCCCGUACAACAGCGAGGCUGAAAGCAUCGAGGAAGGGCAGUACAACGGGCCCAACGACGGCAGCGGUUACCCCUACAGCUACCGCACGUCGGAGUGCUACCCGACCGAGGAAUCGAGCAACAUGGUGGCUUCGCCGAACGGUGACUCUGGUAUGUACUACGAGAUCGCCUGCAACGGCAGCUCCUCGAACCCCGCCACUAGCCGGACUCCCGAGUACGCGCCGCCCUCAGCGAAGCAGCAGCAACAGCAGCAACCGUAUCAGCAGGCGCCGGCCAACUAUUACGAGAUGCAGAACGGUACCGCGACGAACGCGGCGACCAGCUACAACCCGUCGCCCGAACACUACAACGGCCAGAGCUCUUCGGACACCGACCUCAACUUCAACAGUUUCUACUACGGUGAUUCCAACGGAUACUCGGGACCGGGCUCGUGCGGCUCCAACGAGUUCAGUUUUCUGACGAACAUUGCCAACGAGUACGCGGCGCCUGAGUACUACCAGCUGAGCUGACUGCAAGACAAUGAGUGAUGCGAAACAUUUCGAGAGUGUGCGCGUUAACCUGAGCGCUUCGUUUUCUCUGAACGUAAUAAUCGGGGGGUGGGGCAAGGGGACGAGACCAGAAUGGCAUAGCGACCAGUGCAUGCGAUAGGUGCGUGGCUCCGACAUGGCGAACUCCUGUCUUUGAUGAUGCCGGAGCCAGACAAGAUUGCGCGUUGCGGGUCGCUGGCUACACAUACACGUGACUUUGCUGCGAGAGAGAGAAAAAAAAAAGCCAUUUCCUCGUUUGAGGAGCAAGUUUUUGAGCUGUGACUUGGUGCGCUCACCGCGCACGAGGUGAUGAUAAGCACGUUUCUCCAGCGCACGUUGUAUCUAGACCAGUAUAUACGUUCGUGCCGGAAGUGAGUAUAUCCGGCUUCACAAAAGGACACGUGUUCCCAGCGAUCGUGAAAUAAGGCAGUUAAGAGCACUUACCGACGAGCAAAAGAGAGAGAGCCAUUCUAUAAACCCACCUUCGAGCAAUUUCGUUUCGUCCUGCAUCGAGUGCAAUAAUGCGGCUGGUCGUAAACAUUGCCAUGCGAACAGAAAUCCACACACAAACAACCCUGUUCACACGCAAAAAGUCUGCUGUGAUUUUUUUUUAAUGUCUUUGUUUAUAAAGCUGUAAAUAUAACUUAAGAGGCGCUGUGCAAUCUUCACAAUAAUGCGAAGCUGAUCUUACGCACAGACUGGCUCUCGGCAGUGUUUUACCUAUAGAGUGAGCCUCUUACACCUGCACUACCUUCUCCAAGCUUUCCGCGUAUUAAAGCUUUUCCUUGUACUUCUGUACUGAGAAAAAAAAUACACAUCCGAAAGUGCUUGGCCGCAGAAAAAAAAAAUACAAAAAUGACAAUUUUGCCUCACCUGCUCUUCUGUGUUACUUCGUGCUGACUUCCAUCUUUAUUUUUAUUUCUUGCCUGCCGCGCCCUCUUUCUGCGUCUCUGAAAUAUCGCAAUUUGUUCUUCUGUAUAGCGUGUAUUGUAUAAAAUAUUGUUGUCUAUCGUGUCCACACUAUGUGUUAAAGAAAGUUAGGCUGUACAUAUUGUUACGAAAAGUGGCACCACGUCGUAAUCUGUGUUUUCCAGUCUUUCUGACAAGAGAUGUUCCACCACAGAAUGAUGAAAAAAAUAA